AUGGAGGCCAACGAACAGAACCUGGCUGCCCUGGCCCACUAUCUCGAAAACACACUCAAUCCCGCAUCUCGCAAAGAAGCCGAGCAGUUCCUCGCCGGAGCAGAGGCCAAUCAAGGCUUUCCGAUCCUGUUGCUCAGACUCCUCACGGUUCCCAGUGUCGCCGAAACCACAAAGUUCUCGUCCGCCGUCUACUUCAAGAACUACGUCAAGAAGCACUGGCCCAACGACGGCGCUCCGGACGACAAAAUCCAUCAGGAUGACCGUACCAACAUCAAGCGCAUUUGCGUCGAUCUUAUGAUUGCUCUACCUCAGAAGCUGCAGAUUCAGAUCAGCGAGGCUAUUGCCCUGAUCGCUGAUUGCGACUUUCCGGACAAGUGGCUUGAUCUGGUCGACAUCUUGGUCUCUAAAUUGAACAUGGUGGACUUCAAUGUCAACAUUGGCGUUCUCCAAACCGCCCAUUCCAUCUUCAAGAGAUGGCGCUCGCAGUUUCGCUCGAACGCCCUCUUUGCAGAUAUCAAGUUUGUCUUGGAGAGGUUUGCUGCGCCAUUCCUCCAGCUGUUCCAGGCUGUCGACAGCCUGAUCGAUAGCAGCAAGGCCGACGAGAAGAACCUGCGAGUGCUGUUUGAGGUCCUCUACCUGAUCACCGAGAUCUUUUACGAUCUCAACUGCCAGGAUCUGCCCGAAUUCUUUGAGGACAACCACGCCGAGUUCAUGCGGCUUCUGCACAAGUAUCUUGUCUAUCAGAACCCUUUGCUCGCUUCCUCGGAUGACGAGGCCGGCCAUUUGGAAAAAGUCAAAACUUCGAUCUGCGAGAUCAUCCAGCUCUAUGCCGAUCGAUACGCCGAUGACUUCAAGACUCUGCCUAACUUUACCGAAACAGUCUGCGGUCUGCUUGCUGCGACCAGCAGUGAGGCUAAAUAUGAUUCGCUUGUCUCGCAUGGUCUGUUUUUCCUGACCACAGUUGUCAAGGCUACCGAGAGCCGCACGCUUUUCCAAAACGUUGCUGUGUUGCAAACAAUCUGUGAAAAGGUCAUCCUCCCAAAUAUCGAGCUUCGAGACUCCGAUGAGGAACUGUUCGAAGAUGACCCGAUUGACUAUAUUCGUCAAGACCUCGAGGGCUCUGACAGCCAUACCCGUCGUCGUGCUGCCGUCGACCUGAUCCGAGGCCUCUUGGAGCACUUUGCCCAGCCCGUCACCAAACUGUUUACGCAGUAUAUUGAUGUUCAGAUCCAGAAAUACAACCAAAACCGACAGCAGAACUGGAAAUCAUACGACUCGGCCCUUUAUCUCACGAUGGCCAUCUCAGCCAAGACCUCCUCGGCUCAGACCGGCGUCACUUCCGUCAACGAAUACAUGCCUAUGUUGCCUGUCUUUGAGUCGCAGGUUCUCCCGGAGCUGCAGAGCCCAACUUCAGUGCAUCCCAUCAUCCGCGUCGAUGCUAUCAAGUACCUAAUGGAUUUCCGAAGCCAGAUUUCAAAGACCCACCUGCAAGCUGUAAUCCCCAUCCUGCUUACCAACUUGUCACAACCCAGCUAUGUAGUCUAUACUUACAGCGCAGUGUGCAUCGACCGUAUUCUUGGAAUGCGUGUGGCUGGCAACCGCAGCCUCUUCCGUCCCGAAGAUAUCAGUCCAUAUGUCAAGGAUCUGUUGAUGGCGUUGUUUGGCCUCCUGAGCCGCGCCGGGACGAGCCCCGAAAAGAUCGCCGAAAACGACUAUAUCAUGCGAGCGAUCAUGCGUAUCACCGUGAUCGGGAGCAAGGAGAUCCUUCCCUAUGCCGCUGAUAUCCUGGCCCAGCUGAGCAGCAUUCUUGCCGUUAUCAGCCAGAACCCAAGUAACCCCAAGUUCAACCACUAUGUCUUCGAGACGGUUGCUGCAUUGGUCAAGCACGCAAGCAGAGGCAGCGCUGCCUUGGUCCAGCAGCUUGAGGCCAACCUCUUCGGCCCCUUCCAGGCGAUUCUCCAGCAGGAUGUUGCCGAGUUUAUGCCGUAUGUUUUCCAGAUUCUUUCGCAGCUUCUGGAUCUGCAUCGUGGCAGCGUGCUUCCCGAAUCGUACAAGAGCAUGCUGCCACCGCUCCUGCAGCACUCGCUUUGGGAGUCUCAGGGCAAUGUUCCAGCCCUCGUUUCGCUUUUGCGCUCCUACCUGGGCAUCGCUCCGGUCCUCAUUGCCGAGAACGGCAUGCUUCCUCACUUCCUGGGCGUGUACAACAAGCUCAUCGUCUCCAAGCUGAACGACCAAUAUGGCUUUGAACUUCUCUCGUCGCUUCUGGAGAACGUCCCAUUCACAUACUUUGAGAGCCAAGGCUUUGCCAAGAGCACUUUCUUCCUCCUGCCCAAACGCCUCAGCACUGCCAAAACGGCCAAGUUUACCAAGGAAUUUACCAAGUUCCUGUCGCUGCUGUUUGCUUUGAACAAGCCUGACCUGGGUGCCGACAAGGUCAUCUCGGUCUUUGAAUCCAUCCAACCAGGACUCUUCCGCAGCCUCUUCGAGAACAUAGUCAUUCCGGAGUUCACUCUCGAUAUGCUCCCGGCUGACAAGCGCCUGAUCGCCGUUGGCAUGACGACGCUCCUUGUCAACAGCAAGAUUUUCUCCACGGAGCCGUACCUGCCGCUCUGGCCGCGAACUGUGCAAGACCUGCUCAAGAUGCUGGAGACAGCCAUCUUUGACAACAAGCCUCAGGAAGAGGAGGACUCUUACAUUGACGCCGAGGACAUGGGCUACCAGAACACCUUCACUCGCCUCAACGUCGUCCCGACUCAGAAACGCGAUCCCACCGCCCACCUUGGCGACCCCAAGUUGUACCUUGCCCAGGCACUGAGCAGCCUUAGUGCCCAGCCCGGACCGGUUGCCACUGUCAUCCAGAGCGGCCUCUCGCCUGACGCAGUGACGCUCCUUCAGCAGUACCUGGGCCAUGGCGCUCAAACCAUUCGAUAG
Polychytrium aggregatum is the source of this 2931-nucleotide messenger RNA. Its product is annotated as cse1l protein. The record is from RefSeq and is a predicted model, not a curated record. The coding region runs from base 1 to 2931 and encodes 976 amino acids. The transcript has 20 exons. Gene Ontology annotation, cellular component: cytosol; nuclear envelope. NCBI's taxonomy places the organism in Eukaryota, Fungi, Chytridiomycota, Chytridiomycetes, Polychytriales. Gene Ontology annotation, molecular function: nuclear export signal receptor activity; small GTPase binding. Gene Ontology annotation, biological process: protein export from nucleus; protein import into nucleus.